Molecule: messenger RNA, 3374 nt
Organism: Bactrocera dorsalis (oriental fruit fly)
Lineage: Eukaryota; Metazoa; Arthropoda; Insecta; Diptera; Tephritidae
Gene: unc-45
Product: protein unc-45 homolog B
Exons: 2
Coding region: 362-3193 (943 amino acids)
Molecular function (GO): Hsp90 protein binding
Source: RefSeq, a predicted model, not a curated record
AAAGUAAAAAGAAGAGAAAAAUGUCGAAGAAAUUUAUUAAUAGAUUUUUUAUUGGUUUGUAAAAAGGCAUUUGAGCAUGAAAUUUUGUGAAUGAGCUUUUCUGAGUUUUCAUGAAGAUUCGGGAAAACUGUCAAUUUUACGCGAGCAACGUAGAAUGUUAUCGAGAAUAUUCUACAGUCAGAAUAUCUAAAAUUAUUCAUGUGCCACCCAACCUUAUAAAAGUGGCCAGCAAGAUAGCAGAUGGAAGAAAUCAAUUGAAUCUUGAAAAAUAGGCGUGACAUAAUAAUAUUUUAUUUAUAUACUUUAUUUAAAUUUAAUUAAAAUUGUAUCUGGAAGUUUGAAUUAUUACAAAAUUUAAAUAAUGACUGUUGAAGGGGAAAUAGAAGCUGUUAACUACAAAGAGGAGGGCAAUAACGCUUUCAAAUCUGAAAGAUGGGAGGAUGCUGUUUCAUGUUAUACAAAGGCUAUAGCAGCUGGUGAAAAGCAUAAGGAGUUACCCAUUUUUUAUAAAAAUCGAGCUGCAGCUUACUUAAAACUAGAGAAAUAUAAAGAUGCUCUCAAUGAUUGCACCGAGUCUUUACGUAUUUCACCAAAAGAUCCAAAAGCUUUGUUUCGACGUGCGCAGGCCUAUGAAGCCUUGCAGAAAUUUGAGGAGGCGUACAAAGAUGCUACUGAUUUGUUCAAAGAAGAUCCUACUAACAAAUCGGUACAACCGAUGUUGCAACGCUUACAUCAAAUAGUUCAGGAGCGUGUGGCACAAAAUGCAAAAACUUCAACUAAGGUUAAUCAAAUGAUGGAUAUAACUUUUGACAUGGGAACUCCUUCCGAUAAACGUCGCUCGGGUGCCAAUAAUUUACUAGUUUUGGCUAAAGAAGAGGUCGGCGCACACAUGCUGUUUAAUGCUGGAUGUAUUACGAAAAUUUCUACAAUUACCAAAAUAGAAAAGGAUCCUGAAAUAUAUUGCAAUCUAAUUCGCGUCGUUGGUGAAUUAUGUGGAGGAUCUGUGGAUCGAACAAAGGCAGUAUUGAGAGAAUUGGGUGUACCAUGGUUCCUACAUGUCUUAGACCACAGGCACGAAGAACGUGUUACGGCAGCCCAAUACUGUUUACAAGCCAUUAUUAAUUCAUUGUCGGGCAUGGAAAACAAGCCAGAAAGCAAGCCAAAAAAAGAACUUUGUGAGCAGAAUAAAAAAGAAAUUGAUACACUUCUUACUUGCUUGGUUUACACCAUAACUGAUCGGACUAUUUCCGGGCCGGCACGUGAUGCUAUCAUCGAGUUAUUGACGCGGAAUAUUCACUAUACAGCCUUAGAAUGGGCGGAGAGGUUAGUUGAAAUUCGUGGAUUACAUCGACUAUUGGAUGUAUGCUCCGAGUUGGAGGAAUACAAAUACGAGAGUGCCAUGGAGAUAACACCUUCCUCGCGGACAAUUGCUUCGGUGUGCAUGGCUCGAAUUUACGAGAACAUGUACUAUGAUGAAGCAAGAAAGCGCUAUUCAGAUCAGAUUGAUGAAUAUGUUAAAGAUAAACUCUUAGAUCCUGAUAUGGAAUCAAAAAUUCGGGUAACUGUUGCUAUUACUUCUUUGUUGUCCGGUCCAUUAGAUGUGGGAAAUCAAAUUAUAGCAAGAGAAGGUAUUUUACAAAUGAUUCUGGCCAUGGCCACAACUGAUGAUGAGUUGCAACAACGAGUUGCUUGCGAAUGUAUAGUAGCUGCAGCUUCUAAAAAAGACAAAGCAAAAGCAUUAUGCGCUCAAGGUGUAGAUAUAUUGAAAAAUCUGUAUAAAUGUAAAAACGACAAUAUACGUGUGCGUGCGUUAGUUGGUCUAUGCAAACUAGGCAGUUACGGGGGACAAGAUGCUGCCAUACGACCGUUUGCUGAUGGAGCUACAAGUAAAUUAGCAGAAGCGUGUCGUCGUUUCUUAAUCAAACCUGGUAAGGAUCGUGAUAUUCGCCGUUGGGCGGCUGAUGGGCUGGCCUACCUUACUCUCGAUGCUGAGGUAAAAGAGAAACUGAUAGAGGACAAACCGGCCAUUCAUGCUCUAAUUGAUUUGGCACGAUCCGGCGACCAGUCCUGUCUUUAUGGUGUCGUCACCACAUUUGUUAAUCUCGUUAAUGCCUACGAGAAGCAAGAGAUGUUGGAAGAGAUGAUAGAACUAGCGAAAUUCGCCAAGCAUCAUAUACCAGAAGAACAUGAAUUGGAUGAUACGGACUUUGUGAAUAAACGAAUUACUAUUCUUGCUAAUGAAGGUAUAACAGGAGCAUUGUGUGCACUUGCUAAAACUGAGAGUCACAACUCUCAGGAGCUUAUUGCCAGGGUACUAAACGCUGUAUGUGGUUUACAAGAGCUACGUGGUAAGGUUGUGCAGGAUGGUGGAGUCAAAGCAUUGUUACGAAUGGCAUUAGAGGGUACAGAAAAAGGAAAACGUCAAGCUUCGCAAGCGUUAGCGCGCAUCGGUAUUACAAUCAAUCCUGAGGUAGCAUUUGCUGGGCAGCGCAGUUUGGAUGUUAUAAGACCAUUGUUGAAUUUACUGGCACCAGAUUGUACCGCAUUGGAGAACUUUGAAUCACUUAUGGCGCUAACAAAUUUAGCAGCGAUGAAUGAGAGUGUAAGGCAACGUAUAGUGAAGGAACAGGGCGUUUCGAAAAUCGAAAUUUACCUAAUGGAAGAUCACUUAUACCUAACGCGGGCAGCAGCACAAUGCAUCUGCAAUAUGGUUAUGUCAGAUGAGGUUGUGAAAAUGUUCGAAAAACCUAAUGAUCGUGUCAAGUUUCUUGCAUUGCUAUGUGAAGAGGAAGAUGAGGAUACUGCAAAAGCUUGUGCUGGGGCGCUAGCUAUGUUAACGUCAAUUUCCAAAAUCUGUUGCGUAAAAAUAUUAGAAAUUAGUUCUUGGCUACAGGUUUUGCAUACGUUAAUUGCCAAUCCAAGUCCCGAUGUCCAACAUCGUGGCGUGGUAGUCGUAUUAAAUAUGAUUAAUGCAGGCGAAGAUAUUGCCAAGAAGCUUUUCGAAACAGAUAUUAUGGAACUUCUUAGCGGUUUGUCACAGUUGCCAGAUGACACGCGUAAUAAAGCUCGCGAAAUCGCACAACAGUGUUUAACUGCAGCAGAGCGCUACAAUCUUAUUGAAAAGUCGGACGAUGCCGUGGUGCCGGAUGUGUUCCAAGAGGCGGCUCGAAUUGAAGAAAUAGACGAGCAAUAAUCUGGUUUUUACGUGUUAUGGAGAGAUUACAAUAAGUGCCAAAAGAAUUGGAUAUUUUUAAGCUUUUACAAUUUACCCGUUGCUCUUUUAGUUUUGUACUAGUACUAGUAUGCAAUCAUUCAUUCAUUUUAUGAUUCACAAAAAUUUAUUCAUUAAAAAUUUGUAUGAAAUUACAGAAAAU